CUCAUGCCGUGAAAAUUAAUAAUUGUUAAAAUCAGCUCCGAAGUGAUAGCAUCAAGCGUUGAAAUUUUGUGAUAAUAAAGAAAAAACCGGCGUCCCAUUCCAGUAUCGCUUCCAGUACACCACGGAUGGACCGGCGCAGGCUUGCAUUUACCGCAAACUAGUUACAAUCGCAAUUCAAUUUCGCCACUGACGCCGCUAUUAAGAGCUCCGUGCGCUAGCUUCAAUUUUGUCGUAAGCCAAUCAAAAAAAAAAAAUCAACUGAAAAUGUUCGUGUCGACAGUCUCUCGCAUUGCCCCCGUUGCCAGGAGCGCCCUCCUCGCCAACUCCAAGCAGUACUUGCGACCAUUGAGCAGCGCCGUCAUCAGCCAGAGCCAGACCUUGGCCGCUCAGAACACAACCCCAGUUGCAUUACUGCCACAAAUCAGGUCAUUCCAGACCUCGCCCGUCACCCGUGACAUUGAUUCGGCUGCCAAAUUCAUUGGUGCUGGUGCUGCAACAGUCGGUGUCGCUGGAUCCGGUGCUGGUAUCGGAACAGUAUUCGGUUCCCUCAUCAUUGGUUAUGCCAGGAACCCAUCCUUGAAACAGCAGCUGUUCUCCUACGCCAUUCUGGGCUUUGCCCUGUCUGAGGCCAUGGGUCUGUUCUGUCUUAUGAUGGCUUUCCUGCUGCUCUUCGCCUUCUAAGCGCGCAUCGAACGAAUGCUCGUCCUUGUUUCCUGCAAUCGUACGUGUGUGUGUGUGUGCGCUCGGCUGAGGGCAGACGCGGGCAUCCGAGCGGCGGCAGAGGGGAAGUAACCAACAACCAACCAACCAACAACAACACCAUCGUUCGUUUUUCGAUUAUUAAUGAUAAAAAUGAUUGAUUGAUUGAUUGAUAGCAACAAGAACAUCCUGUACAACUAUCUAAUUAUAAAAUAACAACCACAACCACAUAAUAUA
Drosophila pseudoobscura is the source of this 936-nucleotide messenger RNA. RefSeq names its product ATP synthase, subunit C (gene ATPsynC). The record is from RefSeq and is a predicted model, not a curated record. Gene Ontology annotation, molecular function: proton transmembrane transporter activity. Gene Ontology annotation, biological process: proton motive force-driven ATP synthesis; proton transmembrane transport. The coding region runs from base 265 to 681 and encodes 138 amino acids. NCBI's taxonomy places the organism in Eukaryota, Metazoa, Arthropoda, Insecta, Diptera, Drosophilidae. The transcript has 4 exons.